UGAGUGGAGGCCAGUGGAGGGAUUGGCAGAGGGGGGUGGAGGACACUGAGUGGAGGCCAGUGGAGGAUUGGCAGAGGGGGGUGGAGGACACUGAAUGGAGGCCAGUGGAGGGAUUGGCAGAGGGGGGUGGAGGACACUGAAUGGAGGCCAGUGGAGGGAUUGGCAGAGGGGGGUGGAGGACACUGAAUGGAGGCCAGUGGAGGGAUUGGCAGAGGGGGGUGGAGGACACUGAGUGGAGGCCAGUGGAGGGAUUGGCAGAGAGGGGUGGAGGACACUGAAUGGAGGCCAGUGGAGGGAUUGGCAGAGGGGGGGGUUGGCGGAGAUGGAGCGGUUGGAAAGGUGAAUGAGUCUGGCUGCCGU
Staurois parvus is the source of this 360-nucleotide messenger RNA. The record is from the annotation of a GenBank genome assembly. NCBI's taxonomy places the organism in Eukaryota, Metazoa, Chordata, Amphibia, Anura, Ranidae.